UUAAGGAGUUGAAGUAGAUCUGUGUAGUUGAGUUCCAUCAUCUCUUAAAUUGAGUCCAAUCCUCUGUUAAUUUUCUCCCUAUUGUUAGUGAGCCUUCCUUCUCUAUUGAAACUUUAACAUGGAAGAACUGAUGACGGCAGAAGAAUAUUGGGAAAAAAAAAUUUGGGAAAAAAAAUUUGGGGAAAAAAAUUUUUGGGAAAAAAUUAGGGAAAAAUAUAGGGAAAAAUAUUGGGACAGUUAUCUCUGGUAUCCGUCUUUUGACAAAGCCUAUAGAGAAUAUUGGGACAGUGGGCCAAAUUAUUUCGACCGUAUGCGAAAUUAUCUCGCCGUGAAGGAUGUAUAUCUCGACAGCAAGCAAGAUUACCUCGAAAAGAAGGUAUGGCAUCACUGGUCCAGAGAAGCCAGAGAAAGAGAAAUUCUCGACCUAAAAAAAAGAUUUCUCGCCGUAAAAAAAGAUUUUUUGACCCGGAAGCGGGAGUAUGUGAGGACUUUAGAAGAUUAUGAAGUGUGGGAACGAGAUGCCAAGGUGCAAGAUUUCCACAGCAUCAGGGAAUUUUUUCUCGCCCGCACUGCUUCACGUACCUCCUUAGACCCUGAUUUUUUCAGGAAUGAUGUGUUUCUGAGUUUUAGAGGACCAGACGUGAGAAAUACUCUGGUCAAUCGUCUCUCUGAAGCUCUCUCCAAAGCCGGAUUGCGUGUCUUUUUAGACAGCAAGAGUUUGAACAAGGGAGCAAAAAUUUGGCCAUCGUUGGAAAGCGCAAUCGGGAGCAGCGCCAUACGUAUUCCUGUAUUUUCAGAAGGCUAUGCAGACUCAACAUGGUGUCUGAAGGAGGCCGCUGAAAUGUUGAAAACCCCAGGCUUGAUCGUUCCUCUGUUUUAUGAUAUGGAUCCAAGUGACGUUAGAUAUCCUCUCAAGAACUCCAGUCCGUACAAGAAGGCAUUUACAAAACAUUAUGCCCAUCCAGAUCGGCAGCCAAAAGAAGAGAUUGACCGGUGGAAGAUUAGCCUUGGGGAGAUCUGCUCUCGUUCAGGCUGGGCCAUGGGUAUUACAGAAGACUCCGAAGUUGAAGUAGAGAGGAUAGUGAAGGAUGUGAUUGACAUGCUCCAUUUUCACUAGGCAAAAGAAAUUUUGGAGUUGGGCAAGAUUAUUGGGAAACCAAAAUCAACAUUUUUGUAUCAGUUAUCAAAUUUUAAUGUAAAUUCAAUUUAUUAUAUAAAAA
This is a messenger RNA of Cryptomeria japonica (Japanese cedar), 1220 nucleotides long. RefSeq names its product disease resistance protein RPV1-like. Gene Ontology annotation, biological process: signal transduction. The record is from RefSeq and is a predicted model, not a curated record. NCBI's taxonomy places the organism in Eukaryota, Viridiplantae, Streptophyta, Pinopsida, Cupressales, Cupressaceae. The coding region runs from base 119 to 1117 and encodes 332 amino acids. The transcript has 3 exons.